Messenger RNA from Geodia barretti, 759 nucleotides. Lineage: Eukaryota; Metazoa; Porifera; Demospongiae; Tetractinellida; Geodiidae. The record is from the annotation of a GenBank genome assembly.
AUGUCGGUCAUCACUCUGCAGCUGGGCCAAUGCGGCAACCAGAUAGGUCGACAGCUCUUCACUACUCUACACGAAGACGCUCUGAGUGCGCCCGCCGUACGGAAGUCGACCUCCCCCGACGCGUACUGCGAAGUCUCUCUUUCGCGCUUCUUCGACGCCCGCCGCGGGAAAACCGCGCGAAGUUCGAACUCUCAUGAUCUACUGCGAGCCCGCGCAGUUCUGGUGGACAUGGAGUCAAAGGCCGUUCAUCAGACCCUCGCCGAGGCCGACAAAACCGGACGCUGGUCGUACGACGCCACCUGCGUGCACGCGCAAAAGCGCGGCUCGGGAAACAACUGGGCAAGCGGCUACCACAGCCGCGGGCCCUCGGCCGCUGAGCCAAUCAUGGAGAUGGUUCAGUCUCAGGCGGAGAAAUGCGACCAACUGAGCGGGUUCCUAGUCUUGAUGAGCGUGGCGGGAGGAACGGGUUCUGGUGUCGGGUCAUACCUCACCGAAUGCCUACGAGAUCAGUUCCCAAGCAAUGCUGUAAUGAACGCCAUCGUGUGGCCGUACGCCUCUGGCGAAGUAAUAGUCCAAGACUAUAACGCGGUCCUGACGACCAAGCACUUACAAGAAGCGUCAGACUGUGUGAUUAUUCUGCAAAACGACUCAACUCCAAAAGGCCGCAUCGAAGCUUUUGCUUCUCAAAGACAUAUCCUUCUCCGACCUCAACAGAAUCAUCAGCCAUUCCCUCGCCGGUUUACUUCAGCCUUCGUUUGA